CUCCUCUUCUCCUCUCUCUCUCUCUCUCUUUCUCCCUGCAAAACCCCACCCCCUCCACCUAGAAAAGCUUACAAGAGUUGGAGAGAUUACAAGAAAAAGAGGAGAUAAUGGGCCUUCUCGAUCAUCUGUGGGACGAGACGGUGGCCGGUCCCCGCCCGGACUCCGGCCUCGGCAAGCUCCGCAAGUACUCCUCCUUCUCCUCCACCUCCUCCUCCUCCUCCUCCGCCUCCUCCGCCGCCUCCGCCGCCACGGCGCCCGGAAGCUCCCUGGUCACCCGGAGCAUCACCAUCCUCCGCACCACCUCCUUCCCCCGCAGCGCCCUCGACUCCGCCUCCUCGUCCCCCUCCUCGCCGGCCAGCGUCCCCGACUCGCCCCUCACACCUACGGGGCCGAGAGGAGAAUGGUGGAGGCUUAGGAAGAAGCCGACGCCGGUGGCGGAGGGUAUGGAGACCGCCGAACCCCGGAACCCGGACGUUUACGACUGGGUGUUGAUAAGUUCUCUGGAUAGAUGAUACUGAGUUAAACAGAAGGAAAAAGGAUUACAGUCCACUUCAGUGCGGUGGAAGCUGGUGUUUAUAAAGUCUGUAUAUAUUUGUGGUAGGAUAGGCAUAAGAAAGUUUUGUGAAGCAGGAGUGUUUCUCUUGCCCCCGCUUGGUGUUUUGCCAUGUAAAUUGAAUAUGGUUGUGGAAUUUAUCCGAAUGAGCCCAGCCAGAUGUAGCUUACACUAACAUACAUCGGAAUCUAUUUUAGUUGUUUGAUCUGUACUACCUUUGAUAUGGUGAUAAGAUAUGUUUGUGGCGGUUGCGAUAAAAUUAAAUUCUAUA
Messenger RNA from Phoenix dactylifera (date palm), 824 nucleotides. Its product is annotated as dormancy-associated protein homolog 3-like. The record is from RefSeq and is a predicted model, not a curated record. NCBI's taxonomy places the organism in Eukaryota, Viridiplantae, Streptophyta, Magnoliopsida, Arecales, Arecaceae.